UCUGGACGACAGGAGAGACUCCAGGAAAACCGACGGAGCUGGCGCACGGUGUAACGGGACGCGGAGACAUGUCGGCGUGAGGAGGAAACUUUUGUAUGGACAUGAGGAUAUUCUGGGAUAAUUUGCUAUUUCUAAGAGCAGAGCAGGACUUCUGAAGAGUUUGUUUCCCUCUUUAUUCCAUCACAGUUAUUUAAAGAUGACUGACGGUACAGUUUGACUUGAGCGAUGCGCGUCGAGCACGCAGCGGUCCACUGAGGAGAAGCCCGCCAAUGCGCACCUCCUGUCGGCACUUCAAAGAGAGCUGUUAAUUGUUUUUGUUGUUUGUUUGCACGCGCUUCACUUCAAAGAGAGAGAAGAUGGCAGAGCACGAGAGCCCGGAGUUUGGGAAGGCAGAUUUUGUUCUUCUGGACACCGUGUCCAUGGAAGAGUUCAUGACCAACCUCAAAGUCAGGUUUGAGAAGGGGAGGAUCUACAGCUACAUCGGAGAGGUGGUGGUGUCCGUCAACCCUUACCGUGCCAUGAACAUCUACGGCCGCGACACCAUCGAGCAGUACAAGGGCCGCGAGCUGUACGAGAGGCCGCCCCACCUCUUCGCCAUCGCCGACGCCGCUUACAAAGCCAUGAAGAGGAGGAACAAAGACACUUGUAUUGUCAUCUCAGGGGAGAGCGGAGCAGGGAAGACAGAAGCCAGCAAGUAUAUCAUGCAGUACAUUGCUGCUAUCACCAAUCCCAAUCAGAGGGCUGAAGUUGAAAGAGUAAAAAACAUGCUGCUUAAAUCCAACUGCGUCUUGGAGGCCUUUGGGAACGCCAAGACCAACCGCAACGACAACUCCAGCCGCUUUGGCAAGUACAUGGACAUCAACUUUGACUUCAAGGGCGAUCCCAUCGGAGGCCACAUCAACAACUACCUGCUGGAAAAGUCCAGAGUCAUUUUCCAACAGCCAGGCGAGAGGAGCUUUCAUUCAUUCUACCAGCUGCUCAGAGGAGCCCCGGACUCCCUGCUACGCUCUCUUCACAUGCAGAAGGACCCGACGGCCUACAACUACAUCAAAGUGGGAGGCCAGAUUAAGUCUUCCAUCAACGACGGGGCCGAUUUCAAAGCUGUAGCCGACGCCAUGAAAGUGAUCGGUUUCACAGGGGAUGAGAUUCAGACUGUUUACAAGAUCCUGGCCACCAUCCUACAUCUGGGCAACCUGACUUUCGGUGUGGACGGCGACGUGACCUUGAUAGAGAACCCGAAGCUGGUGUCUGUGAUCAGAGACCUGCUGUCCACCAAAGAAGAAAACGUGGAGAAGGCCCUGCUGUACCGCACCGUGGCCACGGGUCGAGAUGUCAUCGAAAAACAGCACACGACGCAAGAGGCCAGCUACGGACGAGACGCUCUAGCCAAGGCCAUGUACGAGCGUCUGUUCUGCUGGAUUGUGGGACGGAUCAAUGACAUCAUCGAGGUGAAAAACUACGACGCCAAAGUCCACGGGAAGAACACGGUCAUCGGGGUGCUGGACAUCUAUGGUUUCGAGAUUUUCCAGAACAACAGCUUUGAACAGUUCUGCAUCAAUUACUGUAACGAAAAGCUGCAGCAGCUUUUCAUCCAGCUGGUGCUCAAGCAGGAACAGGAAGAGUAUCAACGGGAAGGCAUCCCAUGGAAACAUAUCGAUUACUUCAAUAAUCAGAUCAUCGUGGAUCUGGUGGAGCAGCAGCAUAAGGGCAUCUUCUCUGUGCUGGAUGAAGCCUGCAUGAACGUGGGCAAAGUCACAGACGAGGUUUUCCUCCAGGGACUCAACGGAAAACUGGCCAAACACGCCCACUACACCAGCCGCAAGCUCUCACCGACUGACAAGAGCCUGGAGUUCGACAGAGACUUUCGCAUCAGGCAUUAUGCAGGAGACGUGGUGUACUCAGUGGUGGGAUUCAUAGAUAAGAACAAAGACACUCUGUUCCAGGAUUUCAAGAGACUGCUGUACAACAGUUCUAACCCAGUUCUGAAGGGGAUGUGGCCCGAGGGCAAACUGAGCAUCACUGAAGUCACCAAGCGGCCGCUGACGGCCGCGACGCUCUUCAAGAACUCCAUGAUCUCGUUGGUGGAGAACCUGGCCUGCAAGGAGCCGUACUACGUCCGCUGCAUCAAACCCAACGACGUCAAGUCUCCUCUGCUGUUCGAGCAGGAGCGCUGCCGCCAUCAGGUGGAGUACCUCGGGCUGCUGGAGAACGUCCGAGUGCGGCGUGCCGGCUUCGCCUACAGACAGACGUACCCACGCUUCCUACAGAGAUACAAGAUGAUCUCCGAGUUCACGUGGCCAAACCAUGACCUGCCGUCAGACAAAGAUGCCGUGAAGAGGCUCAUGCAGGGGUGCGGGUUCGACCACGACGUGGCCUACGGCAAAACCAAAGUCUUCAUCCGCACGCCGCGUACCCUGUUCAGCCUGGAGGAUCAGCGGGCUGAGAUGGUCCAGAGGAUUGUCCUUUUCCUCCAGAAGGUGUGGCGGGGCACCAUCGCCAGGAUGCGAUACCGGCGGAUGAAAGCGGCGCUCACCAUCCUGCGGGCCUACCGGCGCUACAAGGUGAAGUCGUACAUCCGCGACGUCAACAAGCGCUUCAAGAACGUCAAGUCCAUGAAGGAUUACGGGAAGCGCUUGAAGUGGCCCACGCCCCCUAAAGUCCUGCGCAAGUUCGAGGAAGCACUCCGGAGCAUCUAUAACAGGUGGUGGGCUUGGACACUGAUCAAAGGCCUCUCUCCAGAGGAGGCCCUGCAGGUGAGGGCCAAGGUAGCCAGCCUGGAGGCAUUGAAGGGCCAGAGGGCCGACUUGGGUCUACAGAGGGCUUGGGAAGGAAACUACCUGAAGCGAGACAGCCCUGACACAGCGUCUUCGUUCACGCUGGUUUCCAGCGAGCUGCAGCGGAAAGACAAAUUCAUGAGAGUUCUGUUCUCGUGCAACGUGCGCAAGAUCAACCGUUUCCACAAGGCGGAGGAUCGGGCUGUGCUCAUCACUGACCGCCACCUGUACAAGAUGGACCCCCUGAAGCAGUAUAAACCCAUGAAGAGCAUCCCCCUCUACAACGUGACAGGAGUGAGCGUGUCCCCCGGGAAGGACCAGCUGGUUGUGUUCCACACCAAGGACAGCAGGGAUCUCAUUGUGUGCCUGCAGGGCAUGGUGCCUGCCAAUGAGAGCCGCAUCGGGGAGCUUGUUGGCACCUUACUCAGCCACUUCAAGAGUGAGCGGAGGAGGCUGCAGGUCAACAUCGCGAGUCCCAUCCAGUGCAGCAUGAACGGGAGGAAGUGCACCAUCAUCGUGGAGCCCAAGAUCAACCAAUCACAGCCGGACUUCACCAGGAACCGAUCCGGUUACAUCCUCGCUGUUCCUGGCAACUAAACUGUGCCAGAAAAAAAAACAGUGACAGCUGAUAUCAAAGCAGAUGAUGAUGAUGCUGAUGAGUCACUUCUUGUGUUUUGUUGUCGCGGAGCUGCUGCUGCUGAUGUGAGGAGGAUGAGUGCAUCCUCAGAGAUAUGCAAAGCCAUGCCAAAUUCACCUGUUUGUAGAUUCCUAUGCAAUGUUACUAUAAACAGGAAGCUACAACACGCCUACACGCAACAUGUAAUAACAUGUAAUAACAUGUAAUAACUUGUUGCGUGUAGGCGUGUUGUCAGCUGAACAGGUGCACUACAGGAUCAUCCACCAAAGUGGUGUUCUUUAUUUCUUUUUAUAUUUCUUUAAAUCCAAAUUUGAAAUGAUUCGCUCGGUGCAAUAUUUCGAUUAUCGUUGAUGGGAUGUUGUGAUGGUCGUCAAGGUGAGAUGAGAUUAUGUGGCAACUGUUCUCUGAACCACUGAUGUUGCAUAAUUGAUUU
This is a messenger RNA of Larimichthys crocea (large yellow croaker), 3844 nucleotides long. It is a transcript of the gene myo1d, whose product is annotated as myosin 1D. Lineage: Eukaryota; Metazoa; Chordata; Actinopteri; Sciaenidae. The transcript is spliced from 22 exons. Gene Ontology annotation, biological process: actin filament-based movement; endocytosis; actin filament organization. Gene Ontology annotation, molecular function: ATP binding; actin filament binding; microfilament motor activity. Bases 357 to 3371 code for a protein of 1004 amino acids. The record is from RefSeq and is a predicted model, not a curated record. Gene Ontology annotation, cellular component: plasma membrane; microvillus; cytoplasm.